Helobdella robusta is the source of this 420-nucleotide messenger RNA. RefSeq lists its product as hypothetical. Lineage: Eukaryota; Metazoa; Annelida; Clitellata; Rhynchobdellida; Glossiphoniidae. The record is from RefSeq and is a predicted model, not a curated record. The transcript is spliced from 2 exons. Bases 1 to 420 code for a protein of 139 amino acids.
AUGUCGCAACUGCUUUCUUCGCUAACCGACCGAGUGAAACAGUUGGAGGCAAGAGAUGAGAAGAAUUUAUUAGAAAUAGAAAGAUUGACGACGGACCUCGAAUCGGCAAAAAGAGAUAUUUCAAGACUAAAGACUAUCACUGUUGACAUUUCAGUAGCAUACUCAAAAAGAUUGAGAUCAAAAGACUCAACAAAACCUGGGCCAUUAUUGGUUGAUUUGUCUGAUGCUGCUAUCAGGAAUCCCGUCCUCUUGGCAGCUAAAAAAUUUAGAGAAUUUGACAAAUUCAAAUCUGUUUACAUUAGUCCAGAUUUGACAGAAGCUGAAAGACAACUGGAUUAUAAAUUUAGACAGGAACGAAACAGACUGAAUGCAGAACUCGGUGCAAACUCGCCCUUUCGAUAUGGCAUCCGUGGAAAUUAG